GUUUCAGUCUCAUUUGAUUUCAUUUGAUUGCCACAAAAACAAUGUUUCGUCUGUGCGUCUCGAAUUUCUCCCUGUUGUGUCGCCGCUCUAUCGCCGUGUCGGCGGAGCGGCGCUACAAGGAUCCCAUCUAUGAGAUCUUCCUGGCGAAGGUCAAGGAGUACCGCGAGAAGAGCCCCACCGGCAAGCCCCUCGAUGCGGGCCCCGAGUUCGAGAAGGAGCUGAACGAGACCCUGGAGAAGUUGGCCCUCAAAUACGGCGGCGGCGAGGGCGUGGAUAUGCUGGAGUUUCCCAAGUUCAAGGAGCCCGAGGUAACCCUGGAUCCGCUCUCCAUUUUUGUCAAGCUGGACGGGGAGACCCAAAAGAUGGAGGAUUCGAAGCAGAAGCCAGAGGAAAUGAAGGCUGCAGCUGAAGAGGGCAAGAAGACCAAGGAUCAGGAGAAAACCCAAGAGCCAAAGGCCAAGGCAAAGGACAACAAGGACUCCAAGGCCCCACCAAAGGACGCCAAGGCCCCACCAAAGGACACCAAGUCCCCACCAAAGGACACCAAGGACACCAAGGCCCAAGAUGACAAGAAAAAGAAGUAAAUGACGGCCCAUAGAUAUCUUUAGUGUUUUUUUUUUCCCAUUUUCGUUUCUGUGUUUUUAUCCAAAUUACAAUUAAAUCGUGCCCACUGUG
Molecule: messenger RNA, 675 nt
Organism: Drosophila pseudoobscura
Lineage: Eukaryota; Metazoa; Arthropoda; Insecta; Diptera; Drosophilidae
Gene: ATPsynCF6L
Product: ATP synthase, coupling factor 6-like
Exons: 2
Coding region: 42-584 (180 amino acids)
Biological process (GO): proton motive force-driven ATP synthesis
Molecular function (GO): proton transmembrane transporter activity
Source: RefSeq, a predicted model, not a curated record